Molecule: messenger RNA, 1682 nt
Organism: Pyrus x bretschneideri (Chinese white pear)
Lineage: Eukaryota; Viridiplantae; Streptophyta; Magnoliopsida; Rosales; Rosaceae
Product: gibberellin 2-beta-dioxygenase 8-like
Molecular function (GO): dioxygenase activity
Source: RefSeq, a predicted model, not a curated record
CGAGUGAUGGACUUAGUCUCCCCUCAGGUCCUCACUCACCCUCUCUCAAGAACAAUAUCAGAGAAUAAAUGGUCUCCUUCUGACAAUUGUCACCCCUUGAGAGCUCCCCUCUUUACCCUUCUCUCCUUUCCCACUUUUGUACUUUUCUUCUUGUUCUCUUUUGCCCUCCUCCUCCUCCUCUCUCUCUCCUCUUUCUCUCUCUAACCUUAUAUUGCCAUAUAUAUAUAUAUAUAUAUAUAUACACACAUUUGGUGCUCCUUAUUUUUCACCUUGCCACACUUCAUAACCUCCUUCUCAUCAAUUCUUAGUCAAAACUUCAAAACCCCAUUACCAAACACACACAGAUAUGAUAGAAUCAAUCCCUCCUCUCCAACAACAUUACAAAACCCUCGUGCGCAACCUUCACUGCCACGGCACCGAGCACGGACAAGGACCGGUCACGGAAGAAUGCCAGCUACCGUUGAUAGACCUCAACGGGCUGAACAGCCUCGAUGAGAGGGAGAGGCUAGAAUGCGCAGCAGCCAUCUGCAGCGCGUCGUCGGAGUGGGGAUUUUUUCAAGUUGUGAACCACGGGAUAAGCCCCGAGCUACUAAAGAACAUGAAGACGGAGCAGCUCAACCUGUUUGGAGCGCCCUUCGAGCAGAAGGCUACUUGCGGGCUGCUCAAUAAUUCGUACAGGUGGGGGACGCCGAGCGCGACUCGUCCAACUCAGUACUCCUGGUCCGAAGCUUUUCACAUUCCUGUCACAAAAAUCUCGGACCAAGCUUGUUAUGGGGACGGUUUUAGCUCUCUCAGGGAAGUGAUGGAAGUAUUUGGAGCAAUGGCAAACCUGGCGGAAUUGCUAGCCGGGAUUCUAGUGAACAACCUGGGCCACCGGAAGGAAGCGCUGCAAGAUAUUUGUGACUCGAGCACUUGCUUUCUCCGAUUGAACCGCUACCCGGCUUGUCCGAUAUCAUCGGAGAUGUUCGGCUUAGUGCCUCACACUGACAGCGAUUUCCUCACAAUUCUAAGCCAAGACGAAGUGGGAGGACUUCAGCUCUUGAAAGACUCCAAAUGGGUUGCUGUAAAACCUAACCAAGAUGUACUUAUCGUUAACAUCGGAGAUCUUUUUCAGGCGUGGAGCAAUGAUGCGUACAAAAGUGUGGAGCACAAGGUGAUGGCAAACGAGAAGAGGGAACGUUACUCAGUAGCAUACUUCAUGUGCCCUUCCUACGAUUCUUUAAUCGGGAGUUGCAGAUCACAAUCUUCCAUCUACAGAAACUUCACUUUUCGAGAUUACAGAAAUCAAGUCCAGCAAGAUGUUCAGAAACUUGGACACAAAGUCGGCCUUUCGAGAUUCCUUCUUCGAUAGCAACGACCAAGAUUUUGAAAUGAACUGGCACAUAGCAUACAUCAAGUGAUAGAUCCCGAUACAUGCUACUCGGUUCAUACUAGAAAACCGGCGCAGCCUGCAGCAGCAAAAAUAUGCAACAAACAUCACAAGGACGUCGCCAUAUUUAGGACAAUUAUAUUAUUAUAUUGGAUUUGUAAAAGAAUAUUAUAAGAAGUUGAUUCCAUUCAAUAGUCGAAAGUCAACACGUGCUGUCUUGUCUCCAAGGAAAACAUCAUCUUUUGUUAGUAAUUUAAUAGUCGUCAUCCUCAAACAUAUUUUAUUACUUCAAGUAUAAAAUAAUAGUUAUAUA